UCUGAAUCGUAGAUAUCGACGUGACGAAUCCAAAUACCACGUCCUUACUUUUCUUGUCGAGGAAAAAGACACCCAAGUUACUCCGGCCUUUUUUGUGUGUGUCAUUGCAAGGUUUGGCUCGGUCAAGAAGCCGAGGGGUUUUCUACGGUUCACUGAAUCUAGAAAACAGCCGGUCCUGCUUGGAUAUUUCUCACGGCUUCCCGUACUCAACAACAGACCAAGAGAGUUUGUCUGUCAGGGACAGGCAGUGAUUGUUUCACCGAUUGACGCUGGCGUUGCUUCAUGAGUCAUCUCGUUGCCAGAGUGAGUAAUAAUUAGAGCUUCUGGAUCUGGCGAAUACCUCCGGGGGGCUUUUACGCAGAAGGCCAAGUCUAGGUGUCUGAUACUGACAGAAAAAAAAAUCUUCGACUCAAAAAAGAUGCCAAGGUCAGAAGAACGCUCUUCACAUCGUGGUGGUGGUGGCGGUGGUAGAGGAGGAGGAGGAGGAGGAGGAGGAGCGGCGGCCAAACAACGCCACCGCAACAAUAGAAACGGUCCUUUACCGAGACAGGUCCUCAUUUCCAAGGCCCUCUCGCGUCUCCUCCGACACGCCGCCGCUCAGGAACGCGUACCCAUCGACAAUCACGGGUACGUGAGGAUGGAUCACUUGCUUGAUUGGCAGAGGUUGAAGAGUAUGCAACCUAGAGUGACCUUUGAGGAGGUGGUUGAUGUUGUAUUGGAGAAUGAAAAGAAGAGGUUUUCACUGAAAUACGUUGGUGAUGAUGACCAAGAUCAGGGAGAGCAGCAGCAACGGGCACAGCAACCGCAGGAAGACACCGAAACGCAGACGGAAACGGAAACCGAACGUGCAAUUUCCGAGUAUGAAACACUCAAGAACACCGGCGGAGGUCAACUUGACACUCGACAAUUACACCGGUUUUACAUCCGUGCCACACAGGGACACAGCAUGGCCACGGUCGAGGCCGAGAAUUUACUCACCCCCAUCACCCUCGACGAUCCCGCCUCUGUUCCUGACACGGUGGUACACGGGACGUUUUAUGGCUCCUGGGAAGCCAUUUUGUCCAGUGGAGGACUCAAAAAGAUGAAUAGAAACCAUGUCCAUUUCGCCACUGGUCCAAAAUAUCAAGAUGUUAUGGAUGGGAUCGGUCAGGGUCACCACGACGUAAAGACUGACACCAAAGGUGGUACUACUGAAGGUGACGGGGAUGGGAAGAGCGCGGACAGGGACGGACAAGACAAAGGUGGCGGCAACAGCAGAGGAGGAUCGAACGAGACACUCUUACAAAAUAACAAGGUCAUCUCAGGCAUGCGUUCGGACGCCCAGAUUUUGGUGUACGUCGACAUACGGCGAGCACUGGUAGAACAACCAGACAUGAAAUGGUGGAGGAGUGAGAAUGGUGUGGUUUUGACUGAUGGAGUUGCCGUCACUACGAAAAAGGAGGAGGAGGAGGAGGAUGACGCGCAAAAACAACAAACCCCAUCACAGAAUGACAAGGUCGUACCGACAAAAUACUUUACUGCCGCGGUCGAAAUCAAACAAGGUUUGGGGUUGUUGUACGAGGACGGAAAGGGGGUCGUGAAUCAGUUGCCAGAACGGUUGAGAACUAGGGGUGUACCCAGGGGUAAGGGGGGUCCUCGCGGUAGAGGAGGUAGAGGCGGUGGUAGGGGUUGAUGAGACCUCGAAUGGGGACCACGAAAAUACAUACAAUACGAGAACUAUGAAGAGCAACCUGACAAGGACACAAGAUGCAGAACUUGGAUUUAUUCCUCGAGACACCACCAUAAGAUGUCUCGGCGUG
Molecule: messenger RNA, 1799 nt
Organism: Exophiala oligosperma
Lineage: Eukaryota; Fungi; Ascomycota; Eurotiomycetes; Chaetothyriales; Herpotrichiellaceae
Exons: 2
Coding region: 419-1672 (417 amino acids)
Biological process (GO): tRNA splicing, via endonucleolytic cleavage and ligation
Molecular function (GO): tRNA 2'-phosphotransferase activity
Source: RefSeq, a predicted model, not a curated record